Molecule: messenger RNA, 3298 nt
Organism: Chironomus riparius
Lineage: Eukaryota; Metazoa; Arthropoda; Insecta; Diptera; Chironomidae
Source: the annotation of a GenBank genome assembly
UUUUUUGAUUUAUUUUGACAUUUUGUAAACAAAGUUAUAAAAAAAUUUCACAACCUGAAUUUCCGACGAUUAUCAUUUAUUAUGCUUAAAACCAUUAAACGAAACGGAGGAGCUACAAUGAAAGAAAGUAAGAGUAAAAUUCGAAAAGUAAUGAAUACAUGUUUAUUGGAAACUCCAAUCAAGUCAAAAAGUGAUCGAAAAGAAUACAGAUUAAUUUAUCUUGAAAAUGGACUAAAAGCAUUGCUUAUUCAACAUAAAGCUGAAGAAAAUUCGGAUACUAGUGAUGAUCACAAUGUGUCUGCAUCCGAAUCAGAAGAAGACGAAUCAGCAUCAGAAGGUGAAGAAGAAGGACACGAGAGAGAAAAACUUGCAGCUGUUGCUUUAUCAAUCGGUACUGGAAGUUUCAAUGAUCCAAAUGAUAUACAGGGACUCGCACAUUUUGUUGGUAAGUUUACAUGUCAAAUCAAAUCUAUUACUUGCUUGCAUACUAAAAUUAAUUUUAUCUUUAGAGCACAUGAUAUUUAUGGGAAGUGAAAAAUAUCCAAAAGAAAAUGAGCUGGACCAAUAUUUAAGUGCAAAUGGUGGAGGAAGUAAUGCAUUAACUGAAUGCGAACAUACACUAUUUUAUUUUGACGUGGUUGAAGAACAUUUAUCAGAAGCCAUGAAUCGCUUUAGUUCCUUAUUUGUGGCACCACUAAUGUUGCCUGAUAGCAUAUCAAGAGAGAUCGAAGCUAUUGAGUCAGAAUUUCAAAAUAACGUUAAUGAUGACGACAGUAGAAUCGUUCAAUUAUUUGCUUCAAAAGGUAAUGGACCUGCAUCUACAUUCACUUGGGGUAAUUUGAAGACAUUAAAAGAAGAAAUCGAUAGUGACAAAUUAUAUGCAGCAGCACACGAAUUCCGUUCUAAAUAUUAUGUUGCCAAUAAUAUGUAUCUUUGUGUUGAAUCAUCAGAAUCUUUGGAUAGUCUUCAAAAUCUCGUUGAAAAAAAUUUCUCUGAAAUUAAAACUAGUACAUUAAAUGAGAACCGUAGUUCUUUAUCCUAUCUUGACUACUUCAAGUCUGAUUUUCACGAUAAAAUUUUCUACAUUAAACCAAAAAGCGAUAAAUACAAAUUACUAAUGACAUUUGUCAUGCCAUCAAUGAAAACACACUAUAAAUCCAAACCACACGAUUACCUAGCAUACAUUAUUCAGCACGAAGGUUCGGGAAGUUUAAGCAGCUAUUUUAAACGAAAUCUUUUAGCAUUGCACGUUGAGGCCGGUGUUGAAGACCAAUCAUUUGAAGGAAAUUCAUUGUACACUCUAUUCGGCAUCGAUAUUCUAUUGACAGAAAAGGGUUACAACAAUAUUGAAGUCGUUCUUCAAGCUAUCUUUUCGGUAUUGUUAAUGCUUAAGAAUACUCCGUUUGAAAAUCAUGAAAAGGCAUAUUUGGAACUCAAAAAGAUUCGUGACACGUCAUUUGAUUAUCAGGAAGAAAAAACGUCGAGUGAAAAUACUGAAGAUUAUGCUGUUAAUAUGAUCUAUUAUGAUGCUCCUGAUAUAAUAACUGGAAGUGACAAAUUUUUCCAUUUUGACGGUAAAAUGGUAAAGGAACUAAUUGAGAUUCUUAAUGAAGGCAAAUUUAACCUGUUGAUACUAACUGAUAAACAUCAUCAAUAUCCAAAGAUUGAGAAAUGGUUCGGAACAGAAUAUGACGAACUUGAUUUUCCUGAAAAUAUUCGGAAGUUAUGGAAUAAUCGUCAGUUAUCAUCAGAUUUUUUUAUGCCAUUGCCUAACGAAUUCAUCUGUUCUAAUUUUGAUAUCGUUUACAACAAAUCUCAAGAAAAUCGUGAAUCGCAUUGCAUAAUAUUACCUGAAAAAAUUAAAGAAAAUCUAAAGAUGGAAUUAUGGUACAAACUUGAUAGUAAAUUUUUGUUACCACAUGGAUUUAUUAACUGCUAUUUGGAAACACCAAAUACAUUUAAAAAUGCUCGUAACAUGGUUCUCACGUCAAUGUUUUCGUUAAUCCUAAAAUAUUAUUUAGAUGAAAAGUUAUAUCCAGCAAUUUGUGCCGGCCUUGGAUAUAGUAUUAAUGCUGCUGAAAAAGGAUUGCUAAUUAAAUUAAGUGGAUAUAACGAGAAACUGUUGCUUUUGCUGGAUAUAAUUACUAAAGAAUUGAAAGAAAUUCCAAACAAAAUAGAAUCAAAAGUGUUUGAAACGUUUCGUGAACAAUGCAGGAAGAAUGGAUAUAACAAUCUUAUAAAUUCUAAGUUUGUGACUCGGGACCUAAGAUUGUCAAUUUUGGAAAAUCAGCAUCAAUUUUGUCUAGAUCAAUAUGCGAUGACGGAGGAUAUAAAGUUCGAUGAUAUUGUAAAUUUUGCAACAAGCUUUCUGGAAGAACUUUAUGUCAAAAUUAUGAUUCUUGGAAAUUUUGAUAAAUCAGAAGCUUAUAAGAUAGCUGAUAAAUUGAAUGAAAAUCUGAAGAUAACAAAGAAUAUCGAUAAAAAAUUAUUGGUGUCAAGAGCUAGAAAAAUUCCGAAAGGAUUGCCAAACAUGAUGUACGUUAAAAGCUUUUUACCUGAUGAUAAAAAUUCGACCAUUACAAAUUACUAUCAAAUUGGAAGAAGUACUAUAAAGACACAAUGUCUUAUCGAAUUUAUUGAAAAGCUAAUGCAAGAACCGUUAUUUGAUAUUCUCAGAACUAAAGAGCAAUUUGGAUAUUCCGUAUCAUGCAGUCACCGUGUAAAUAAUGGAAUAAUUGGAUUCACGAUAACAUUGCAAGUCCAAGAAGAGAAGCACUCAACAAUUUCUGUAAAUGAACGUGUCGAAAAGUUUCUGAAUGAAGAUUUUAAGGAUAUCUUAUUAAAGCUCACAGUUGAUGAAUUUGAAGCUAAUCAAAGUUCAUUAAUUAAGCUUAAAAUGAUGGAAGAAGUUGAAAUGGAGCAUGAAAAUAAUAGACUUUUUUCAGAAAUUUCUAGCGACGAAUAUCUUUUUACACGUCUUGAUUUUGAAGCUGAAAUGAUUGGACGAUUAAAGUUAAAGGAAGUCCAGGAGUUUUAUAAUGAUAUUCUGCUGAAAGCACCAAAACUUUCAAUUCAAGUCAUAGGUGUAAAUGAAAAGAAAGUCGAAAACACAAAUGUUGAUAACAAUCCAAAAUUAAAUCUCCUUCAUGUCAAGAAUGAUGGUGAAAACAUUAUUUUAGACAUUAAUGCCUUUAAAGAUUCUAUGGAUUUAUUUGAAGAAUGGAAAACUGUUGUUGAUUUAUAAAAUUUUGCUGUCUUGAAUAAAAAUGAUUGAAUUCUGAAACUGAAUAUUAAAAGA